Anisakis simplex (herring worm) is the source of this 435-nucleotide messenger RNA. NCBI's taxonomy places the organism in Eukaryota, Metazoa, Nematoda, Chromadorea, Rhabditida, Anisakidae. The record is from the annotation of a GenBank genome assembly.
AUGGUUGAGAAGGAUACACUUAUGAAUGCAUCGUUCCUGGGUUUGAAUGUUACCACUGACCAAGGUCGUAAGAGAACGUGGACACCGAGCCGAAAAGAACGUGCAAAUGAACAGGUCUAUCAGUCGUCGCGAUGGGUACCGUUGAUCAAGGACAUCAUGGAGGAUGCGAUCGACGAUAAACUCGAUCAGAAACACUUCCCGUUCCUUUCCGGCAGACAAAUGAACCCUACUUAUAGAGCACCAACAAGUGCGCGUUACGGUCAAUGGCAUAAGGAACGUGGUCAUCAAACGUCGUAUCGCUGUGGUCCUCGCUUAAUUGUUUUUGUGGUGGGUGGAGUGACUUACUCUGAAAUGCGUGCUGCUUAUGAGGUCACCAAAGAGAAGAAACCCUGGGAAAUCGUUAUUGGAUCAGAUCAGUUGAUCACGCCGACUUCA